Molecule: messenger RNA, 3507 nt
Organism: Orycteropus afer afer
Lineage: Eukaryota; Metazoa; Chordata; Mammalia; Tubulidentata; Orycteropodidae
Gene: TMEM255A
Product: transmembrane protein 255A
Source: RefSeq, a predicted model, not a curated record
AAUGCUGCUGCCUCCUGGAGCCGAAGGAGGCAGGAGAGGAGGGAGGGAGCCGAGGGGCAGGGAGGGGGAGGCGGCACUUCAGCUGCAGCUUGCUAGCUGAGGCUUCUCGCUUAGCUCCAGGAGGGACGGGGAAAGGCAGCCGCGGAGUAGGAUGCUCUGCGGGGCGCCCUGAGCCCGGGGCGCGUGAAGCUGUUUCAGGGGCCGGGGCAGCCUGGCAGUUCUCACCAUGCAUCAGUCCCUGACUCAGCAGCGGUCCAGCGACAUGUCCCUGCCCGAUUCCAUGGGAGCCUUCAACCGAAGGAAAAGAAAUUCCAUCUAUGUUACCGUGACUUUGCUUAUUGUGUCCGUGUUAAUUCUCACCGUGGGCCUUGCUGCAACCACUAGGACCCAGAAUGUGACUGUCGGAGGUUAUUACCCGGGAGUUAUUCUCGGCUUUGGAUCAUUCCUUGGAAUCAUCGGAUCAAACCUUGUUGAGAACAAACGACAGAUGCUGGUGGCUUCUAUCGUCUUUAUCAGCUUUGGUGUGAUUGCAGCUUUUUGUUGUGCCAUAGUUGAUGGGGUCUUUGCUGCCAGACACAUUGACCUGAAACCACUCUAUGCUAACCGGUGCCACUAUGUCCCCAAGACAUCCCAGAAGGAAGCUGAAGAGGUCAUAAGUUCCUCAACCAAAAAUUCUCCUUCCGCGAGGGUUAUGAGGAACCUUACCCAGACAGCUAGAGAGGUGAACUGCCCUCACCUCAGUCGUGGAUUCUGCACUCCUCGCAUCCGGGGUAACACCUGCUUCUGCUGUGACCUCUAUAACUGUGGCAACCGAGUGGAGAUCACUGGCGGGUACUACGAAUACAUCGAUGUCAGCAGCUGCCAAGACAUCAUCCACCUCUACCACCUGCUCUGGUCCGCUACCAUCCUCAACAUUGUUGGUCUGUUCCUGGGCAUCAUCACUGCUGCUGUGCUUGGAGGCUUUAAGGACAUGAACCCAACUCUCCCGGCACUGAACUGUUCUGUAGAAAAUGCCCAUCCAACUGUUUCUUACUAUGCCCGUCCCCAAGUGGCAUCCUACAAUACCUACUACCAUAGUCCUCCUCACCUGCCACCAUAUUCCGCUUAUGACUUUCAGCAUUCCAGUGUCUUUCCGUCCUCCCCUCCCUCUGGACUUUCUGAUGAACCCCAGUCUGCCUCUCCCUCGCCCAGCUACAUGUGGUCCUCAAGUGCCCCACCCCGUUAUUCUCCGCCGUACUAUCCACCUUUUGAAAAGCCACCACCUUACAGUCCCUAAAGAGAAAUGGCUACUGGCUACUAAGAUUAUUGUGGCUUUUGUAUUUCUGCUUUAGUGGAAGUGUAUAGGGUGCAAAUUUUAAAGUGUGACUCUCAUGCCUAAUUUAAAGUUUUACAAUGGUCUGCCAGGCUAGGGAAAGAUAGGGUGAAGCUCAUUUGUUAUCAGUGCAGAGCAGAGGUGGCUAGGCAGAGCCCAGCGCUUGCUCCUGAUAAGGGCAGUUCACACUAAGCAAGGCUGGGGAGCCAGGCCAGCAAGCUUUGCAUGUUUAGACCUGCAUUACCCACUGGCUCCACCUCUGUAGUCUGCAGAAGAGUGGUUGCCAUCUAUUUCACUUCAGGGGAAUGAAGUGUUGUUUUCAAGCCCCUGGCAGAUUGCCACCCGAGCCCCAUGGUUGAAGCACCUGGCUUAUAGGCCCUAUCUUUCCCUACCACUACAGUCCCUAAGAAAAAUUUCCCAGCUGAUGGGGCUAUACAGUAGUUCCAGUACAGAGAGUUCUGGCUAAGAUUUUGUUUGCUGUGUCUGGACAGUGAAAAAAGCUUCCCGUACCUUUUAUUCCUUUCUUGAGUAUUGUACAAAUGGUUGUUGUGAUCAUUUAGCUCAGCUUUUGUCAUUGGUACCUCCUAAAGGGAAAAGUGCAAUAUUCCCUCAUCUUGAGUAGUGAGGAACAGGACUGAGCAUUCAGGAAGUACUGAAUACGCAGAGCAACAUGUGAGAUGUUUUAAAGGAAUCUGAUAACUUACAAGACAGUGGUUCUAUUACAUGUUGCAUUAUUACAAAAUACACUUGCUACAGGAGAUAUAGAUCUUACAGUUAAAAUUCAGAGUUAAAAAAAAUGCUAGAUGAGGUUCUUGGGGUGUGAUAUGAAUUGUUACUAAUCUUUAUGACUAUUUAAUCUUCAAAUACUGUGCUUCAACCCCAGCAAGUCGCACGUAUCCUGCACCCCACUCCAAAAGAAUCAUUGUAUUUUAAUGCCACUGCUCUUACUGGUCCCUUUUUUUCUGUUGAGACCAAUCAUGACAGUGUCCAAUUCAAGGUUAUGGAAGUGUUACGAUGCCGCUUGAAGUCUGCAAAACCUCAAAUGUAGACAACUUGAUAAAUUCUUAGUGUUACUGUAGACUUAAAAUCCAUCUGGCACAUUGUGGCAUUUGUACAGUUCUUUUAAUUACACAUAGCUUUAAACCAUCGACCAGAUGAAUUUAAAACACUUUGGCAUCCAUGCCUUCACUUCAGAUCAAACACUUUCACUGCACUAAGUUAGCCUGAGAACCGACUGAUUUAAAGACUGAUAAUCCUACACUUGCAUACUUUAAAAAUACAGGGGCUAUGGAGGGUAUCUAAUUAAGCAGUUCUGCAAACACAGAAUGCAUACUGGAAAAAUUUUCAGCCAAUUUUGCUACCUCCCAACUUGAUGGAUUAGAGGUAGCAGACAAAUGCUGGUGCUCCCAUUUACCUUGAAGCCACCCAGCCAUCAAGAAUCAAGGCACGAGAAGUGCAUUCAUUGUUCACAGUAAAUGUUUGCAGAACACUGAGUUUAACUUUCAGCAUUAUGAAUGUUGUUUCAUUCAGAUCUCAAAUCCUAAAAAAAAACUAUCAUCCUUUUGCAUUAUACAAAUUACUGUUAUUUUCUAAAGUUUUGAGUAUAUUAAAAUUCUACUGGAUUUCAAAUAGGGACUGAAAACCAACUGACUCACUAUACAAAUAUCAACUUGUAUUCUCAAUGAAAUUUUUUUGCAUUUACAUUUUACCUUUUGCUUUAGUCAAUGUGUCUUGAGUAUUUUAUUUUUAAAAAGGCACCAUUACACAGUAUAUCCAUUGAUCACAUUUCUUAAAGUGUUAAGAUUCUAUGACUCAUUUCUAUGUAUUUUUCUUACUUUACAAAAUAACUUGAAACAGUAUAGAUUUUGUAACACUUAAUUUUAGCAGCUUCUUUUUCUAUUACAUUGAACUAUAUAAAGUGCAUGUUAUCACAGAAAAAAUUAAUAUUUGCUGCUUUACUUUUUUGCAAAACAUUUGCUGUAAUGAAGGAAUUUGUAUUUCCAAUAUGUACCUUGACUGCAUUUUUGUAAUAUUUACUGCUUUAUUCCUAAUUCUGCUUUAAAGUAUUAAACUGGGCAUGAAACAUAUUUAAUCCAGAAUCUGUAUAAACUGGAUGUUGCUUAAAAUCUGUAUCACUGCCACGUUUGAAACCCAGAAUGCUUUUGUGAUGUUUCAAAUUAAUAAAACUAUCAUCC